UUUUACAGUAUGAGAGAGGCGACUUUUUACUGCUAAAGGAUAGCUAAAAGCACACUUUUAUGUUUUCAGGCCAAAGAUCAUUCGGAAAUGCCAGAUCACCUUCAUUUGCCUGUUCCAGAUAUGGAGAACAGCAGUGAAGUUGCCAUCCUGGUCCCUCAGUUGCAACAGGAGACGGUCUUUGUACCCGACCGGGUGGCAACAGCCUCCAGUGCCCUGAUGGAACCUGUGGACGACGACCAGAUGCAGCAGAAACAGGCUGCGGACUCCCUCAUCCAGGUGAUCGAGAAGCUGAGCAAGAUCGUGGAGAAACGCCCGCGGCGAUGCACCCUGGCCGGGAAGAAGAGAGCCCUCCUGUCCCGUGCCUCGGUCAGACUCCCGGCGAGCAGCUUAGGCAAAGAAGGGGCCUCUCCUCGCAAGAUAGCCCGGGAGUCGGACGAAGAAGAGAUUGAGGAGGACAAUGACGAGAGCCGACCAGACAGCAGUGCCCCCGUUGGCAGCAGGAGGACCAUCACCUGUUACCAGUGCAGCCUGUGUCGGUUCCUGUCGCCCACGCUGAGCCUGCUGAAGGAGCACCUGCGGCAACACGACGAGCAGCACAGCGACCUGAUCCUCAUGUGCUCCGAGUGUCACUUCACCUCCAGGCGCCAGGAGGAGCUCGAGGCUCACGUCAGGCUCCACUUUGAAGGCAGCGACCCGAGCGCCAGCCCCUCCUCCGGCCAGGCGGUGGUUGGCGGUGGCGAGGGACGCUUCGGGCCGGGGAGCACGAUAGGUGCGGAGGACACCGUGGCCUUUGAAACGGCGUGCGCCGAGGAGGUCCCUGCUAAGAAGAAGUGGUACAGCUACGAGGAGUACGGGAUGUACCGCUGCCUGAUCUGCAGCUAUGUGUGCGGACAGCAGCGCAUGCUGAAGACCCACGCUUGGAAGCACGCCGGCCUGGUCGACUGCUCUUACCCCGUCUUCGAGGACGAGGCGGUGGCAACACCUUACAGACGCGAAGCCGCGGCCCCUGCCGCGCCCCUCCCGGCGGAAAACUGCGAAGACCUGGUGGUCCCGGAGAAGUCCCCGCGCCACCACAAGACGUCACCAUUUCACAUGGAACUCUGCCCCACCACGGCGGAGUGCGAGACUAAGCCCGAGGUGGUGCCGACCGUGGACGGAGCGUAUCCCUCGGGAGACUCGAAAGACCCUGCGGUUGAGGUGCAGGUGACCGCGGAGGUGGCGCUCACCAGCACCGCUGACAGCCUCCUGUCGUCGGCCCAGAAGAUCAUCAGCUGUAGCCCCAACGGCGCCGGCCACGUCAACGUCAUAGUGGAGCGUCUGCCCGGCGUGGAGGAGCAGGCAGCCCAGCCCAUCCCGUUGCUCCUCAGCCCGGAGGCGGACGAGCACAAGGACGAGCAGCGGGAGGUGGCCAUUGGUCGGGGGGGCGCAGAGCGGCAGCCGCCCCCUGCUGGGCCCCCGUCGGACGAGAAUGUUCCCCCGGUCCGCAGGAGGACCCACUCGGAGUCUCUCAGGCUGCACUCCCUGGCGGCCGAAGCACUAGUCACCAUGCCCAUGAGGACCCCGGAGCACGCCUCCGUCAAGAGUGCUGUCGGCCUGGGACCCAGGAGCCCCGACACAGGUCAGAGGCUACUGGAGGCGGCCGACCAAGCCUCUGUAGCUGGAGAGGAGAUGGCAGGAGGGGGUGGCAUGGCAGCGUCCCUGGAGGACCUAGAGCUCCAGGGGUAUAGGGAGGACGGGCUGCCAGAGGGCCCCACCAAAGCCGGCAUCAGCCUGUCCCUGCUGACUGUCAUCGAGCGUCUUCGGGAGCGCUCGGACCAGAACGCCUCGGACGAGGAUAUACUGAGGGAGCUCCAGGACAACGCCCAGAGUCAGCACGCCGGCGGUGGGGGCUUGGACCCAGGUGUCCCUGAUUUGGGUCUGGUGGAGUACAGCCCCGGCAGCGAGAGGCCCUACCGGUGUCGUCUGUGUCGCUACAGCAGCGGCAACAAGGGCUACAUUAAGCAGCACCUACGAGUACACCGCCAGAGACAGCCCUACGAGUGUCCCAUCUGUGAGCACAUCGCCCAGGACAGCAAGGACCUGGAGGGUCACAUGAUGAACCACUGCAAGACCAGGAAGUACCACUGCCAGCAGUGUGCCGAGGCCUUUAGUUACAAAAGUCAGCUAAGGAACCAUGAGAGAGACCAGCACGGUUUGAGCGACACCCCGGCAACACUUCCCCCCGUCACGGAAACCACAGCAACCACGGAGGAAUCGGAGAAGAUGACAGAUGACGACCCAAUCAGCUCGCAGAAGGUAUACAAAUGUGACGUUUGUGACUACACCAGCUCCACUUACGUCGGUGUUCGAAACCACAGGAGAAUCCACAACUCGGACAAGCCUUACAGGUGCUGCAGCUGUGAUUUCGCUACGACCAACAUGAACAGCCUAAAGAGCCACAUGAGAAGGCAUCCACAGGAGCACCAGGCUGUUCAGCUUCUGGAGCAAUACAGGUGUUCGCUGUGCGGCUAUGUGUGCAGUCACCCGCCCUCCCUGAAGUCCCACAUGUGGAAGCACGCCGGUGACCAGAACUACAACUACGAGCAAGUGAACCGGGCCAUCAACGAGGCCAUCUCCCAAAGCAGCCGCGUCCCCGUCGUCCAUCCGAAGGCCCCGGCGACGGGCGAGCCAUCGGCAGAGCGCUCGCCGGGUGUGAAGGAGAAGGACAGGCCCCCUGCGGACCCAGGGGCGUCGGCGGAGCUCUUCCAGUGGCCCUCCAGGGAGCCAGACGUCCCCGGGAAGGAGGCGUCCCCGGCCCAGGCGGCACGCGCAGGCAUGGAGUACUGCGUGCUGCUCUUUUGCUGCUGCAUCUGUGGCUUCGAGUCCACCAGCAAGGAGAGACUGAUGGAGCACAUGAAGGAGCACGAGGGAGACAUCAUCAGCAUCAUCCUGAACAAGCAGCAGGAGCAGCAGGCAGCUGCCACGCCAGCAGAGGGCGGCAUGGUGCAAUGAGAGCGCAUAACCCUCCGUAGCCCCCCACCCCCCGACUUAGAGCCAGUGCCAGGGAAAUGACGUCCCGGGGCAUCGUUAGUUGUUCAGCGUGUGAACUUGAUCUUACCAGGUUAGAAAAAGUAUAUCUGACGCAUACUGUCACGCGUUCGGCUACCUGGGGAUUGGGUGAAAUUUCACAGCGUCGCAGUAAUUUUACAUGUCGGCAUGUCAUUUCGGACGCGCUUAAUACCUCAGCAACCAGGAAAUGGAGCUUAAUCAGUUAACAUAAUUCUGACCACAGGGCAGCUUCUCUGUUGAAAUACUGUACUAUUAUUUAAUAUAUUUAAUACUUCACAUUUAUCUUUUCCUAGGUGGCACAUGCACUAGGCUUUAAAACAGAUGUGCCAACUAUGCAUGUUGUUUAUGUCGCUAUAUUCAAUGUGCUCAUAAUAUUUAUAAGCGUAGGCCUACGCUGGUUUUCCGUUAUGCUGACGCAAAGGACAAACUCAUUUAGUUUCCUUUUUAAGGACGUGUUGACCUUCACCUGACCUCUUGCGCGUGUUAGUUUUAAGUUAAGCAGCUCGAGGGCGGUCUUCAUUGUUCUACAUGUUCUAUCUUCAUCCGCCCCGUUACGGCUCAGAUGGGUUCCAUGCCUUGAGGCAAAAAUAGGUUAGGGAGUUUAAAAGGGAUAAUCAGUCAAUUAGGGUGCAUUGUAAUGUUUGUACUAUGCACAGGUGUCGCUGUCAAGAUGGUAAAUGGACUAUAUCAAAUGUUUGAUAGCAGCCAACACACUACUGUGUUUAGCAUAGGGUACAUGUAGUUACUUCAAAGAAAGUAUUUGUUCGGGUUAUGAUAAUCAAUUUUUAGGUUUUUGAGCUCAACUGCCAAGUUAUAUCACUUGAAUAUUUAAAGCGGUUUCCAAAGUUUCUUCAUAUAGCACUUGUAUAUAAUGGAUCGAAGGACUGAUAUUUUAGUAGAGAACAGUGUUUUAGUAUUCUAAGCCUGUACCUUCAUGAGAACAAAGGAUUGGCCUAGUCGGUUUAUUAGUAGGUUGUCUGUAAUCGGUACUGUUUUGACCAAAAGUUGAUAUGAACAGCUUUUUUAAAUGUUGUAGCCUCCUUGGCUACCUGUAGACUGACAUUGAACAGGUGUUUCUAUUGGUUUGGAUGGCUACCUCUGCUCAAAGUAUUUCCAAACUUCACUCACCUUUCCACUUAGUUUCACAGUUGGAACGUGCUUAGUAUGCAGAGCGGGACUUUGAAAUCAUUUGCAUGCCCUUACUGUUUUUAUGUCGACAGAUAGGAAUAGGAAAUUACAAUAACAUAAGAUGGCCAUCAUUCAUGGGAUUUCUGGAUUCCAGUUGAAUAACUCGGUAUAUCAAUGAAAUUAAGUCUUCAUCGUCUGCACGCGUAAACUUCCGUUGUCAUAGCAGAUUAUUAUUUUUGUCUCAAGUUAAUUUACAAUUCAAAGUACUAGUGUCAGGAAGACAGUGACACCGGCUGCAUUUAAACUACACUUCAUUCCGCUUCUCCCAUGUACAUAGUUUGCAUUCGAAUGAGUGGCUCGGUUAAUUAAAAGUUGGAGACAUCCAAGCAGAACCUCCCGCUUAGCCUUGUCCACUUUCUGCUAUGAAUAACCUAUCAAGGUUUAUGGCAGCAGCUUCAGAUGAUUCUAUUCUAUUAGUGGACGUAGUCUAGUGUGGCUUCUUAUCUUUCUGGGAUCUUAAAAAGCAUCUUUACCUUGACAGUCCUGUACAGAGGGAGUACUCUGGGAAAUAUAAAUACAAUUGGUCUAACCUAAUGUACCUGGGUAUUUUUUUUUUAAAUCUACUUUUGGACCAAUAUUUUAGAUCCGAGAACUGAUGUGGGAAAGCUUCAGGGUUCGUUUUAGAUGUUCAUUUUACCUGUGCUGAGCUGGCUAAACUUGUCAUAACCGAGGGCCGGAGUUAUUGUCUCCACAGGGCAAAGCUUUGUUUUUCUUAUUUGCUCACUAUUUACACUGUCACAUGCUGGAACUUGAAAUCGUAGUUCCAGGACUAAAACUGUUCGACUCCUACCGGUGUAUACCAGCAUACAAGUGUUCAGUGCAUCUUGUCUGCUGGCUGGAUUGUAUACUUGCAAAGGUAUAUACUACAGAUAUUGGGUGCCUGCGAGCCCCAGGCAGCACCACUGAGGCACUCUUCAUUUCGAAGCAGUAUAUGUUCUUCCUCCACUGCGUCUCUGAGUUUGCAAACAUACGGAAAGCGUGCAUCCAGACCCCGCCCUGUUGACACAGGCCGAGAAGUUGUGGAAACCAAUUGUCAUUGGUUGCCUUGUUACCUGGUUAUUACUUACAGCUGUGGAAUGUUUGCUAACAAGUACAACUCAUUGGCUGACCCCUCUAUCAAUGACCUGGUGGGAAUCCUGUGGUCUUGCCUUCAAUAGGAUAUCGCCCGCAGUACUUCAAAGCGGUGAAGGUUCUCUAUGGCGUUGCCCUAAAAUAAGACUCUUUGUGUCCGUUUAUCUCUGUUGUGUAAACUUGGGAGAAAGGGAAAUGUCCUCCUUGGGGAAUGUGCCAUCUGAUGUGGGUUAUCUGAACACACACUAUAACUAACCAGCCCUUCACCCAUCAGGGACUCCUCUAGUCUUUUAGGGGCCCUUAGUAAAAUUUGAUUUCGGCCCGCAUCCUAGCGGUCGGGGGCCCUAAGUGACCACUUAUGCCUAGAACCGGCCGUGAAAAGUUUGUAGUGCGCUAUUUUGGUUGACCUAUUCAGCGUUCGUGCCUCCAAGUCUCUAAGACUCUCUCUAGUAGUCGUUAGCUAGCUGUUUGUCGUAGGCUGCGUUUGCGUGUGGGUGCUGUUUAGUGCCCAUUUGUUCCGAGUGAUGUUCCAAGGAGGUGCUGGGUGUUUCGGUCAAAGCAGAGUAGAGUCCACUGCCUCCAGAACACCCAACACCCAUGCCCCAUUGUGCAUCCUAACACUUACAGCUACUGUAACAUUGGUGUACAUACUUAGCUGAAACACUUUAGUAUUGCCAACUGACAUUUUUUAUAAUCUAUUUUUUAAGUAUAUUGUACAAAAAAACACUAAAUAUUUGAAAAAGAAAACAAAGAAAUCUGAGUCUUUUUUUGUUGUUAUUGUUGUUGCUACGAUGUGAGAAUAUGGGUGGCUUUUUAAAUCGACUAAUGUGUUCGAGGGAACUGUUUGUGUAAUUUUAUGAGGCACACUGACCUGCAUGCUUUUAAAGCCAAAGGAGAGGAGAAAACAAAAUGACUACAGUUUUUACACUGCCGACACUGUUCAUUGCUUAUCUUUUGGUUCUUUUCAAGAUCAUGUGGAAUGGUUAUGUUGGCCACAGAGUGAUGCUUGCUUUCUCUAUUUAUUUUUUUUGCGCAUCAUAGACAGUAUUAUGUCAUGACUUUUCUGGGUUAUUUUUGGUAAUAAAGACUUUGAACUGUU
This is a messenger RNA of Esox lucius (northern pike), 6406 nucleotides long. It is a transcript of the gene znf507, whose product is annotated as zinc finger protein 507. The record is from RefSeq and is a predicted model, not a curated record. The transcript has 7 exons. Gene Ontology annotation, cellular component: nucleus. Lineage: Eukaryota; Metazoa; Chordata; Actinopteri; Esociformes; Esocidae. Gene Ontology annotation, molecular function: DNA-binding transcription factor activity, RNA polymerase II-specific; RNA polymerase II cis-regulatory region sequence-specific DNA binding. The coding region runs from base 88 to 2991 and encodes 967 amino acids. Gene Ontology annotation, biological process: regulation of transcription by RNA polymerase II.